AUGGUUCUCCACAACCCCAAUAAUUGGCACUGGGUCAACAAGGAUGCUUCGUCGUGGACUAAGCAAUACAUCGAGGACAGUAUUAAAGGUCUCGAAGCCGAAGAGAAUGGCGUUACCGCAAAGGUGGACAAGCUGAUCAGCAUGGAUGGAGACGUCGAUGUCAGUCAGCGCAAGGGCAAGGUCAUUACCAUCUUUGACGUGAAGCUUGUCAUCGAGUAUUCUGGUACCACCAAGGAUGCAGAGGAUGUCAGUGGCACAAUCACAGUUCCCGAGGUUGCUCAUGACACUGAAGAAAACGAGUAUGUUUUCGACAUAGACAUCUACUCCGAUGCCAACUCGAAAGCACCAGUAAAAGACCUCGUCCGAUCCAAGCUCGUCCCGCAACUCCGAAAGGAAUUCGCAAAGCUCGGUCCAGCUCUUAUUGCUGAGCAUGGAAAGGAUAUCCAGCACGCACCAGGUUCCGGCCCAUCUAGCGGUGUCUCCACACCUAAGCUUCACCAACCUUCCGCGCCUGCUUCGACCACAACUCAAGCUUCACAUACCUCCAAAGGCGACUCUUUGGUUAACACCACAACUGUCACCGACAGCCAAGAGUUCCGCGCUCCGGCCUCUGAGCUUUACCAAACAUUUACCGACCCCCAACGCAUCGCAGCCUUCACUCGAGCAGCACCCAAGCUCUUCGAAGGUGCUAAGAAAGGCGGUAAGUUCGAGUUAUUCGGCGGUAACGUUACUGGCGAGUAUCUCGAGCUCGUUGAACCUACACAAAUCGUUCAGAGCUGGAGACUGGAUCAAUGGCCCAAGGGACACUACUCUCGUCUCGAAAUCAACUUUGACCAGAACGAUAUCGACAAUGUCACGGUGAUGAGGACGAAUUGGAGCGGAGUUCCCGUUGGACAGGAAGAGGUCACCAAGCGUAAUUGGUCGGAAUAUUAUGUUCGUAGCAUAAAGACUACCUUUGGCUUCGGAACUGUUCUAUGA
Molecule: messenger RNA, 978 nt
Organism: Mollisia scopiformis
Lineage: Eukaryota; Fungi; Ascomycota; Leotiomycetes; Helotiales; Mollisiaceae
Exons: 4
Coding region: 1-978 (325 amino acids)
Biological process (GO): protein folding; positive regulation of ATP-dependent activity
Cellular component (GO): cytosol
Molecular function (GO): protein-folding chaperone binding; ATPase activator activity
Source: RefSeq, a predicted model, not a curated record